CUAUAUACCCGGUGUUAGAGUCCAAGCUGAAUAUUCUGAGUCCCUACGAUGGAAUCUAUUUUGUCUGUUGCUCUGCUGUGCGCAUGCGCCCUUGUAUGUUCCGGUGCUGUGUAUAAGUAUCCAUCCUACGGUCAGUACCCGGAUGUACACUACGGGAAUCAGUACGUCCCUAACAACCGCCCUGGCAGCUACUACCCAGACAAGUAUCCUACUGAUGUGUGGGGAGGACGCUCUCAGGGACAUUACAGAAGAUACCGACGAUCUGUGCCGUCCCAUGUCAGUGGAUACCCGAGUUACAAACAGACCUACCCGUCUAAUGACUACCCCUCAUACCAACCUUCCUACCCUUCAACACACGGCCAGAUCUACCCUGAUCACGUGAACACCUACCCCGGACAUCAAGACACCUACCAACAAGACAAUACGUACCUUACCAUUUCCAGGUCAACAAUGGAACCAAUGGGGAUCCUAGGUCUGGAACUCAGAAAUAUGGCUCUUACCAGGGAUGAAGAGAUGGCCGGCACUACUGGUUGGAUGACCUCCAGACUUGAAAUCCUCACUACAUGAUCUGCAAUGUAUAAGUCUUUCAAAUAAACAAACUUUACAUUACAAUAUA
Messenger RNA from Haliotis rubra (blacklip abalone), 616 nucleotides. RefSeq lists its product as uncharacterized. The transcript is spliced from 6 exons. Lineage: Eukaryota; Metazoa; Mollusca; Gastropoda; Lepetellida; Haliotidae. Bases 49 to 567 code for a protein of 172 amino acids. The record is from RefSeq and is a predicted model, not a curated record.